This is a messenger RNA of Penicillium taxi, 249 nucleotides long. RefSeq lists its product as uncharacterized. The transcript has 2 exons. NCBI's taxonomy places the organism in Eukaryota, Fungi, Ascomycota, Eurotiomycetes, Eurotiales, Aspergillaceae. Bases 1 to 249 code for a protein of 82 amino acids. The record is from RefSeq and is a predicted model, not a curated record.
AUGCUUAUUGAUGAUAGCCCGUCCAAAUCGGAACUCUUUGAUAACUUCUCAUUCCUCGCAAAUGUUGCCCAGCCUACCUUUCUUAUUAUGCACAUGGCACAAGAUGGGACUUUGUUCUCCGAAGACUAUCUUCCAGUGUUGAUCAUUGAUGAUCGUACUUUUGCGACCGGACUGGCUUUAUGGGCUGGGUUUGAGAAUAAUAGCGUUGCAGAUCAAAUAAAUUUCGCGUUUUUCCGUGGAUCCAAUUAA